Molecule: messenger RNA, 1808 nt
Organism: Zingiber officinale
Lineage: Eukaryota; Viridiplantae; Streptophyta; Magnoliopsida; Zingiberales; Zingiberaceae
Product: protein PHLOEM PROTEIN 2-LIKE A10-like
Exons: 2
Coding region: 67-1296 (409 amino acids)
Source: RefSeq, a predicted model, not a curated record
AAGAAAUGACUGGGAAACGCGGUCAUUCUUUUCCGUCACGGAACCCUACGCCCCAAUUGCGUAUCCAUGGCGCUCCAAUUCGCGUCCUCGGCACUCGAUAUCUCCCGCCGCCGGCGCCGGUGGCUCAUCCUCGUCGCAGCCGUUGGGUUCUCCGGCUAUGGCGCCUACAAGCUCUACCACCUCCCCUCCGUCGCGCGGAGGCGGAGGCAGCUCGCCAGCCUCUUUAACGCUCUCGUCUCCGUCUCCGAGGCCGUCGUACUCGUCUCUGAUGACUUGAACCGGUUCCUCCGUUCGGAAAAAGACGAGAUCCCGACCAGCUUGAAGCAGCUGGCCAAGAUCGCAGCGUCGGAGGAGUUCACCGCGUCGGUAUCGAGCUUCUCGGAAGCCGUUACCGUUGGGAUCGUCCGGGGUUUGGGUUCCGAUUCAGAACGAGGUGGAAAGGUUGGAUCGUGCGGGUUGGGACCUCAAAUUGCCUCCCCUGGCUUCUCCGAUCGGUUCUUUGAGAAGCUCUGCUCCCCAGAGGGCACGGGAUUCGCCUCUAUAGUGGUGGGAAGCUUCGCGAGGAACCUCGUGCUGGCUAUCCGUUCGGGUGGUCAGGGUGGUGAAUCAGUUGGACGGCAUAGUGAUGAAGCUAUCCCAACUUGGUUUCGGUUGCUUUCUGAUGAUAAUUCCCGGGAGCUCAUUGCUGAUUGUAUUCAGCAGUUUGUGAGCACUGCUGUCACGGUGUACCUUGAGAAGACUAUGGUGAUCAAUCCGUAUGAUCAGAUUUUCUCUGGCCUUACGAACCCCAAGCACGAGGCAAAGAUGAAGGACAUAUUAGUUUCGGUUUGUAAUGGGGCUGUUGAAACCCUUGUCAGGACUUCUCAUCAUGUGAUGAAUAAUAAUGGCUCCUUGACCUCCUCAGUGAGCAGAGUAAACAUUACUGGGCGAGAAGGAGAAGUGUUGGAACAACUAUCUAAUCGGCAAAGGAAUUGUCUUAACGAUCACAAUGCUAACAAUAGUGUUGCAUGGGCUGAACGAGUCUCUUCCACAUUGGCAGUUCCCUGCAACAGGAAGCUUGUUCUUGAUGUCACAGGUAGAGUGACAUUUGAGACCGUGAGAUCGUUUCUUGAUUUUCUAUAUUGGAAAUUGUCUGAUUCUGCAAGGAAAGGGGCUUCAGUAAUUCACAGGGAGGUAGCAGAAAGAGGUUUGGAGGUGGUGAGAUAUGUCAGUGCUAAAUCAUUGGCUUCAAUCACUAUAUGUCUUGCUUUGUGCAUGCAAUUAUGUGUUGGAACAAGAUUCUUGACACCAGCAUAAGUAUGUUUUUUAGCAUUGCAACUUCUCAUGUUUGGAAACAACAAUGCUCUUUGAACACAUGGCGAUAAGAUCCUGCAUAAAGUGCAUGCUUCUGUGCUCCACCAAGAUCUGCAAUGAAGCACAAGGUCAACGCUGACACUUUCCUGAAAGCAAAGCCUCCUCUAGUUGCCAUUGGAGAUCCACCAGCGCCACCACGGCCACCACUGUGUGGAUACCAACUAAAACAUCAUUAAUGCAAUCCAUUCCUUCAUGACUUUUCACUUGUGGUUAAACCACUUUGCAUCCUACUUUGUGGCAUUACAGGAUCAGGAUGAGGCCUGAAAAAGAAACUCCACACUUCAUGGCAUCAUACUGCAUCCAGGUUUGCGAGAUUAAAUUAUUAGCAUUCAGUGUGGCUCCUUUUUAGCUUUAGCUUAGUAUGGUGGAUUCUGGAAAGUUGGGUGUCUUGGCCACAUAUCUUUUCUGCAGUGAAUCUUAAAAUAAGUAUAGUAGAAAAUUUGAAAUAUUUUAUC